AUGGAUAAUCUCAAAAGAAGACAUCCGUACCAGGCGUUUCAGUUAUCACCCAUACCUGGACCAUUUGAACCCAUUCCUUUGCAGAGCCCGGACCAUGAUGAUCUUGAUGACAAUAUACAAAAGGAAAAAACACUGAAAUCAGGGCCAUCCCCAAACAGAACCUGGCUGCUUUACUGCCAGGAGAAACAACGCUUGCUGACAACAGUUGCAUUGACCCUGCUCUCUCUGUGGACCCGAUUUCGCUUGAUCGGAUUAUCCAAUUUUGUCGUGUGGGACGAGGCUCAUUUUGGCAAGUUCGCUUCAUAUUAUCUGAAAAGGGAGUUUUAUUUUGAUGUGCAUCCUCCGCUCGGAAAGAUGCUGCUUGCAUUAUCAGGGUACUUGACAGGCUAUGAUGGAUCAUUUGGGUUUGAUUCAGCGGCGAUGUAUCCGGACACCGUCAACUACACGUCGAUGCGCAUAUUUACUGCCACCUGGGGAGCCUUGUUGGUGCCGUUGGCUUAUCUGACGGCGCAGCAAUUUCACAUGAGCCAGAAAGCUUGUCUUCUUACCGCUUCCAUGGUUCUCUUUGAUACCGCCUAUCUCUGCAUUAGCCGAUUCAUUCUCUUGGACUCGUUGCUCUUGUUUUUCACGAGCACGUCCCUGUAUACUCUGGCGACAUUUCGUAAUCAGUCAGACAAGCCGUUUUCGCGCUCCUGGUGGACCUGGCUGUCCUUGACCGGUUUGUCGUUGGGUUGCGUGCUAAGUGUCAAGUGGGUCGGUUUAUUUGCUGUGGCCCUGGUUGGAUUUUACACCGUCGAGGAACUGUGGGAUCUGCUGGGGGAUGUACAAAUGCCCAAAAAGACGUACUUGUGCCAUUGGAUCGCGCGAGCCGUUUGCUUGAUUGGACUGCCUGCCAUGAUUUACAUUGCCAGUUUCGCAGUUCAUUUUGCGAUCCUCACCAAAUCCGGGCCGGGCGAUGCCGUCAUGAGUUCAUUAUUUCAGUCCACAUUGGAAGGAAAUUCCUUGGCAAAUAAUCCGCUCGAGCUGGCUUACGGAUCUGUUGUAACGAUAAAGAAUAUCGGUUAUGGCGGCGGCUUACUCCACUCUCACGUCCAAACCUAUCCGGAAGGUUCCCGACAACAGCAGGUGACAAGCUAUCAUCACAAAGAUAGGAACAAUGAGUGGCAGGUUCGCUUUGCUCGAAACAGUCCUCAAGAGAAUUUGAAAGUGCAAGAGGCAUCAGAGGAAACCGUCGUACGGUUCGUUAAAAAUGGGGAUGUGAUACGCUUAUACCAUCCCGCCACGCAACGCAAUCUUCACAGUCAUCGUAUCCCUGCCCCUCUCACUUCAAGCCAAUGGGAAGUCAGUGGUUAUGGCAACGAUACGGUUGGCGAUUUAAAAGAUAAUUGGCGCAUUGAAAUUGUCAAGGACCCAUCAACCAAUGAAAAUCAGCGUGUCCAGGCCCUGAAAACAACGUUCCGUCUACGACACGUCCUACUGGAUUGUUUGUUGACCACCAACGGAGUAUCUUUGCCGGCCUGGGGUUUCCGACAACUUGAAGUAGGAUGUGACAGAAGUAAUCACACAGACGAUUCUCGCACUUGGUGGAAUAUCGAAGAACAUAAACAUGACGCUUUGCCUCCGGCGGAGAAAAACACAUUCAAAUCGCCUUUCUUCAAAGACUUUUUGCACCUCAAUAUUGCCAUGUGGCGAUCCAACAAUGCGCUGGUCUUGGACCCGGAGAAAAUUGAUAAUCUUGCGUCCAAGCCAACCGAUUGGCCAUUCUUAUCAGUCGGUCUUCGCAUGUGCUCCUGGGACGAUGAGAAACCUAAGUAUUACAUGCUGGGCAAUCCCGUGGUAUGGUGGUCGGCGGGUCUGGCCCUCAGUACGUUUGUCGCUACCGUUUUUAUCUGUCUCAUUCGCAUGCGGCGAAAUAUCAAAGACUUUUCGAAAGCUCAAUGGGCUAGAUUUUAUUCGGUUGGAAAAAUCAUCUUGUCGGGUUGGCUGCUUCACUACAUCCCGUUCUUUAUCAUGGGCCGAAUUCUGUACCUGCACCAUUACUUCCCUGCCCUCUACUUUGGUAUCUUCAUGGUUCCGUACCUGCUUGACUACGCAACCAGCAAGAGCUCGGCGCGCGUACGAAACGCGGUUUACGCUGCUGCAUUCAUUGCUGUUACAGGCACCUUUUUCUAUUUUGCUCCUGUCGCCUUUGGUAUACAAGGAUCCAGCAAACCAUAUGCUGGCCGACACUGGCGCCAAAAUUGGAGCAUCGCAUAA
Radiomyces spectabilis is the source of this 2256-nucleotide messenger RNA. Its product is annotated as Dolichyl-phosphate-mannose-protein mannosyltransferase-domain-containing protein. Gene Ontology annotation, cellular component: endoplasmic reticulum; membrane. The record is from RefSeq and is a predicted model, not a curated record. Gene Ontology annotation, molecular function: dolichyl-phosphate-mannose-protein mannosyltransferase activity. Gene Ontology annotation, biological process: protein O-linked glycosylation via mannose. The transcript has 8 exons. Lineage: Eukaryota; Fungi; Mucoromycota; Mucoromycetes; Mucorales; Radiomycetaceae. The coding region runs from base 1 to 2256 and encodes 751 amino acids.